AUGGGUCAGUUUACAGCUACAGUUUGUCACAAGAACACACAAAUUGAUCUCAUGUUUGUUGUAACUACAGAAGAUGUUCAGUCUAUUGUAGGGUUAAAAGCAUGUGACCAGCUGCAUUUGGUACGUCGUGUUCUCUCUGUUGGUUCUGAGUUACCUUUAGACGGAGAUGUAGUGUUUCAGAACUAUGCAGACGUGUUCCAGGGUCUGGGUGAUCUGACAGGUGUCCACCACAUCAAGCUCGACAAUGAUGUUCCGCCUGUUGUGCACGCAUGUCGUCGAGUACCCUUUGCUUUGCAUGACAGACUGAAGGAAGAACUCAACCGCAUGGAGAAGCUUGACGUCAUAACCAAGGUGAAUGAGCCAACGGACUGGUGGCUACCUCAACAGGAACACACAUGGUUGUCUCUGAAGCAAGUUGUGUCACAGGAACCAGUCCUGAAGUUCUUUGAUCCUGGGAGGAAGAUCAAGAUUUCGUCUGACGCUUCCCAGAAUGAAUUAGAUGGUGUCAUCUUCAAAGGUGUUAGGGUAGUAAUACCUACCUCACUGAGAAAGUACAUGCUAGACAAAAUUAAUGCUGGUCAUCUUGGUAUGGAAAAAUGUAAACGUAGAUCCAGAGAAACUGUAUUUUGGCCCAGACUCAAUCAUGACAUUGAUGAUAUUGUGUCCAACUGUUCUAUGUGUCAAACCUACAGGAACAGAAAAGUUGCAGCAGAUCUCUUUUAUUGUGGUGGGAAGGAUUAUCUGGUGAUUGUAGAUUAUCUCUCCAACUAUCCGGAAGUAUGCUCAUUGACAGAUACGUCGUCUCGUCGAGUCAUCACCGCCAUGAAAACAGUGUUUGCUCGCCAUGGUAUUCCAGACGAGGUAUUUACAGACAAUGGUCCCCAGUUUCGUAGUCAUGAAUUUAGACAGUUUGCACAUGAUUGGCAAUUCAAGCAUAACACGUCUAGUCCAAAUUAUCCACAAUCGAAUGGUUUGGCAGAAAAAGCAGUUCAGAUUGUGAAAAACAUUUUGCUUAAGGAAAAUCAGGAUCCUUAUAUGGGAUCGCUUGCUUACAGAAGCUCUCCUUUGGAUUGUGGGCAAUCCCCUGCAGAGAUUCUCAUGGGCAGACGUAUUCGCGCUAAUCUCCCUAUUCAGGAGAAACUUUUGCAAGUUUCCAGGUCUCGUAAAGUUGUUAAAUUUAAAGAAAAUCAGAAAUUAAAACAAAAGCACUAUUACGACAGGUCUACUAAGCCCUUGAGUAGGCUACAGUGUGGUGACAGAGUUGCAGUGCGUGAUCAUCGACGGUGUGAUUGGUCACAACGUGGUACAGUCGUUCAGGACGCUGGCCAAGAUCUUACAAUGUUCAGACAGAUAGUGGUAGUCAACUUCGACAGAAUCGUCGUGAUAUUCUGUUGUCACCACGCACACCUGGACCAGUGA
Haliotis rubra (blacklip abalone) is the source of this 1419-nucleotide messenger RNA. RefSeq lists its product as uncharacterized. Bases 1 to 1419 code for a protein of 472 amino acids. Gene Ontology annotation, molecular function: nucleic acid binding. Gene Ontology annotation, biological process: DNA integration. Lineage: Eukaryota; Metazoa; Mollusca; Gastropoda; Lepetellida; Haliotidae. The transcript has 4 exons. The record is from RefSeq and is a predicted model, not a curated record.